Messenger RNA from Rhizophagus irregularis DAOM 181602=DAOM 197198, 775 nucleotides. RefSeq lists its product as uncharacterized. The record is from RefSeq and is a predicted model, not a curated record. Lineage: Eukaryota; Fungi; Glomeromycota; Glomeromycetes; Glomerales; Glomeraceae.
AAAAAAAUUUUAUAUAAUAUUCCCCUCACCGUAUAAAUCUAAUUUUUGGAUUUAUUUUUUUUUUUUACUUUUUCCUCCCUCAUAUUUAAUAGUAAAAAAAAUUUUGUAAAUUAUUUUUAACCCUCUCCCCCCUAAUAAAAAUGCAAAUUGGAGCUAACGCCGAAUUCCCUAAUCUAGGAGAAAUUCCAGAAUCUGUCAAAGUUCCGGAAGGGAAUGUCUUCAAAUUCGCCUUAUACGGAAUCGGAGUAUUAGACUAUAAGUAUGAUGCAAGUGACUCUACUUGGAAGAUUUGUAAGGGCGAGACAUUUCUUGUUAACCGUCUUGAAGAUUUUUCUUCUUUUAAUGUAAGCUCAAUCGUGGCUGUAACAUCAAGUUCCGCAUUGGAUAAAUUUGGUAAUCGUCAUAAUGGAGCUUUAAAAUCUGUUAUUCCAGGAGAUACGUCAUUUGCCACUGGUCAAUCUGUGGCUUUCGAAUAUGAUACUAAAUCAAAGAUCGUUCGUUGGUCUUUAGGGAAAAUUACGACCUCUGAAGGAGCAUUUUCCGGUAUUACUUAUACAUUAGGUCAUCAAAGUUCAAAACAUGACCUUUCUGAGGGUUCUCAUCCCGAUGGAUACGUCCGUAGUAUUACCGUCGAAAUUACUACUUGUUUUUAUUGUAAGGAAUAGAUUUAUUCAAUACCAUGUAGCAAAUGUAAAAAUUUACCCUGUCCACACACACAAUUCUUUUUUUUUUUUUAUUAUUUUUGAUACAUAAUAAAUAAAAUAAUUAUUUUAUU